GAGCAGCGCGGAAACGAUCCUCCUGGCGCAAUGUUCCACGCAAUGGCGUUCCAAAUUGGGGAAAAUUGGUAUCAGUGUGGAAAGAAAGGUUGCUCUCAUGAAGCCACGGCCGAGCAUAUGCGACAACAUCUUCACAAAAAGGAUCAUUUGGGCAUUCCCUUCUUCCCAUGUAACCAUUGGGGUACGACAGAGUAUGGCUACAGCCCCAACGGCGAGCCAUAAUCUGGACGAUUCUGUCGCCACGAGGGUCAAGAAGAACCUGAAAAAUGGCCUGGCUCCUGUCCCAUAUGCGCAACCCGAUUCUCGCAAGAAGCACAAUGGUGGGCAUGCUAACCCGAUCUCGUGGGAUAUACCACCACCCAAAGACCUUUCGUUCCCAUUGGCACCCUAUCCACAGCAGAACAAUUACAUCUCAGGCAUGAACCGACAAGAGCCACCAUUGGGCCUUUGGACCUCUACUUGGCCAAACCAUUCAGCUGGCCUCAGUUGUCCACCUGGUGUAAAUGACUUGUUGAGUAGAAACUUUAUUUCAUCUUUGCAUAUUAUAACUAGCUACAGAUCCAUUCCGUACUUGGGACAACCGAGCUUCUCCACUCAAGGUUCAACCUACCACCCUCCUCCAUUCCCACCUAAUCGCACGAAUAAUAUGCCCGCGUCAAAUAUCUUAGAAUCUCCGCUGGCCUAUGCAAAUAAUGGGACCCCAUCGGCUCCUUCAGGAUCUCCACCUGAUUACACGAACAGUAUAUACGCAUCAACUUCUUCGGCACCUGUGUUCAUAAGUAAGAAGAUGCAUCGCUAUAGUCUGGAUAUUGACCAUUAUCGAAUAGAUGGUAUAGGAAUGUGGCCGCCCGUUCCGCCACAAUCUACCCCAGUAGCCGCCGAGACUACAGACCCGGUAUAUAAGGAGAAACGUGAUGUAUCGGAGGCCGAAUCCGGGACAAAGGUGGGCCCUAAUAAAAAGGGGGACUAUUCGGGAGUAUGCGAAAGUGGAUUCCCAAGUGGUGCCGUGUGUCUAGUUGUGCUGACCGCUUUCUUUGUCGCAUUAGUCCUAUUAGUACUAGGUAUCAGCUUUGCUUAUCGUCUCCGGCCCGUCGAUAUACAAAGGUUGCAUCCUCUUCUUCUGGGGUUACUCGAUUAA
Acaulospora colombiana is the source of this 1138-nucleotide messenger RNA. The record is from the annotation of a GenBank genome assembly. Lineage: Eukaryota; Fungi; Glomeromycota; Glomeromycetes; Diversisporales; Acaulosporaceae.